Messenger RNA from Caenorhabditis auriculariae, 2638 nucleotides. Lineage: Eukaryota; Metazoa; Nematoda; Chromadorea; Rhabditida; Rhabditidae. The record is from the annotation of a GenBank genome assembly.
AUGGAAACUGAAAAAGAUGACGUUGAUGAGGAACUGAAAGAAGGGGACAUCUAUAUCGAAGCGUUGAUGGAGAUUGAGAAAAAUGAAGGAAAUAUUUCGGGAGAGGCAAGUUUUUCAGAAAAUCUCAGAAAAGGAAUGAUAACCCCUAUAGUGACCACUCUGGCCUUUCUAAGCUCUUGCUAGCGAGAUUUUCCUUGAAAAUGAGAGGCUUAAACGAUGAAAAAAAUUAAUUGAGUGAAAAUCUUCCAGGUCGAGGAACCAUUCAAUCGAGACGGAGUUGAUGAACCUUUCGAGGAAUUAAUUCCGUCGCCAGAGCCUUCCGUUUCUCCGGAACCUGUCCCAGAAAACGAACAGAUCGAUUUGAAAAGCCUUAUUUUGGAUAUUGAAAAGGUGGGAAACUUUUUGAGGCUUUUCUUUUUGGAGAUUUUUAACUUUUUAAUGUAUUGGAAUUUGAUGAAACUUGGUUUAUAGAUACUUUCGAACUCCCUGAAACCAAAGAAGUUAAAAAAAGGUGCCCCUUUUUGGUUUUUAAUCGAGUUAAAGUUUGCACGCAAGAGUUUUGAACUUUUGUUCAUUAAAAUUUUUUCAAGAAAGAGUCUGGAAAAAAAAUAUUUUUUUGAAAAUCUUGCUCAAAAUAACAUAAAAUGGUGAGCUUCAACAUUUUGAGCGUUUUUUUUUUCAUUAUCUUCUUUAACUUCAUCAUUUCUUCCAAAAAAAAAAUUGGCAAAAAUAGAUUGCCUCCAAAAGUAUUCGAACCCGCAUCAUAGUUUCCAUAGCGCUAGACCGCUAACAACUACACCAUGCCGCCUCCUAGCAGAUAGAGUUAGCCCCGCACUACAUUCCCUCCUUCCAUCCAAUGCGUUUUCUGCGUGAAAACUUUGAGGCGCCAGAACUCGGAUAGAACGAAAAAAGCGCACUUUUUCUCAACUUCCUUGAAUUCAGGGUGUUCGAAAGUGCCUAUAAACCAAGUCUUAUGAAAUUCCAAUACCUGCACUUCCCGUUUCAGGAUUUUUUUUAAAUUUUAUAAAUACGUGUCCGAUUUAUUGAUUUAAUCAUGAGGAUUUCAGAAAGGCAUUGAGAAAGCGUAUUUUGAUCGGUUUGAAGUGAAACCAUGUAGCUGGAUAACCUGGGUGAAAAUGACAAAGCCGAGGAUGAUGUUCGAGGCGACGAGGCAUCUUGAGGUAGGGCAUUUCUUUUGUCACGGCUCUGAUCACGUUUUAAAAGGCACAUCGGAAACAACUACUGCAAAAUCAGUUUUUUUUUUUUGCAUUUUUGCUCUAAAAAGCUGCAAAGAAGACCGUAAAAAAUAAGUGUCUUGAAGCGAAAUUCGGUGAAUUUUUGUCUAUUUUUUUAAGCGGAAAAAUAAGGAUAAACUGGCGUAUAAGGGGCAAUACAAGCAUGAGAGGGAAAAGAAGGCCCAGACGAGUAAUAGAGCCCGUUCACGGCUGGCUUGGGACAGAGAACGGGCGGUUUAACUUGCGCGGCGAGGGUAGAUCGUGGCGGCCAUACAUGCGCCUUUAAUAAGAGCCUCUUUUGAUUGAAUUUAUUUUUGUUUACACUGAUCUCAUUGCUUGAUUUUCUUAAAAGUGAUGAAUUAUGAGAGAGAAAUGUAUAAGUCAUAAAAUGGUUACAAAAAUUUAAAAUUCAUUAUAUUUCAUGUCGUUUUCGUAUUCCCUCUACACACAAAAAAUGUCUGAUUGAAAGUUCAAGAAAUGUUUAUUUUUCACGUUUUGAAGUCAAAUUUGAGAAGUUCUACACUGAUUUUAGAAAAAAAUGUCCCAUUUUUCUCAUCACCAUAUAUUUUCAGGGACUUCCCCCAAUCUUACCGGGUGGCAUGGACCCUGAAGGAUUAAUGAGGAGAGUUAGAGAGGGGAGAGACUCGAAACGAACAGACAAUUAUUUUCAAUCGAUUAAAGAGGAAUUCCUCAACAUAGUUUCAAUGUAUGUUUCUUUUAAUAUUUUUCUAAAAAAAGGCCUUUUUUUGAAGAUUCGCACUGAAAUACAGAGAACUUCAAGUUAUAGCCGAUAUGAUUGAAAUGGACCUCUUAGCUGGGGAAAUGUGUAAGUAUAAGUGAGUCUGAAACACCUUUCAAUAGAAAAAUAAAUGAGAAUAAUUUUUUUAGGUUCGAAAAAGUCCACGGUCGGUUACCAUUGGCCUGUCAUUUGCUGGACGAAUCAGAAAUUAUACCUAAAUUUUUAAAAAUUGUUGAUUUCAUAGCUGAUGAAAAGGUGAGAAACCUACCUGGCAUUGUUUUAUUGAUUUUGAUGAUUUUAGAAUUACGAGACAGAUCCAUUUGGGCGAUUAGUGGUUACGUUACUGGAAGGAGCGAGGUGGAAAGAGGUGAUUUUGAAAAAAUAAAUGCAUUUUUUGCUUGAACGAUUUUUGAACAGAACCAACCUCUUUCAAGCCUUGAAAAUAUAUAUCUUAAUGGCUUUAUUACUUUUAAUUCAGGACGGUGAGGUCCCGGAAAAAAAUUGCGAACUUUUUCUCAUCGAAGAAAUCGCGCCGAGAUUCAGCCAAGCCGGUAAUUUAAUUUUUAAAAAAACUGAUUUUGAACCUUUUUCAGGGCCACAAAGAUUUAAAGAACUAUUUCCCAUUGACUGGAUCCAAGAAGUCGUCGCCCCAGAAAAAAAAUGA